This is a messenger RNA of Magallana angulata, 2763 nucleotides long. RefSeq lists its product as uncharacterized. Lineage: Eukaryota; Metazoa; Mollusca; Bivalvia; Ostreida; Ostreidae. The coding region runs from base 412 to 2763 and encodes 783 amino acids. The transcript has 5 exons. The record is from RefSeq and is a predicted model, not a curated record.
AAUGAAACAAAUGAUGAAGCAUGGACUUGCAGACUCCGUACAAGACGGACAGAUACUUCCAUUUAUGAAGACUUAGUACCGAGUGAUAGUCAAAGCAGCGCAGUUUGCAGCCAAAGUUCUAACUGGAGUCAGGAAGAGGAGGCACUUCCCCUUCAAGAAAUUCAGUUGGCUGAUGUUAAUGCAGCCAUCAACAUCAUAAGCCAAGGUCAUAUUAGUCCUCUUCGCUCAAGACUAGGCACAGACUUGGUGGAUGUUAAAGAACGAACUUUAAGGUACUACAAAAGGAAAGCAGAAGAGACUUGUACAGCUCUGCUAGAUGCGAUUGCUCCUCAUCAAGGACAAAGACUUAAGAGAAUAGUUUUACCAAAUUCAGAAUCUUCUGAUGAUGACCUUUUCAAUGUUGUUGGUGAAAUGUACCACAAUAUCAAAGAUGCAAAUUUGAAAUGUCAACUUUUGUCCCUGAUAGUACACAGGUGUUCUAAGGCUGAACUAUUGACAAAAUUUCCAGAGAUUACAAAACAUCAGAUAGACAAAGCUAGAAGACAUGCUUUUGUAUAUGGUCCUGGAUCAGAUGUUCAACUAAAAGCAUCUUCUCAACACAGAGAGAGAAUCAAUUAUGCUAAGUUACAACAUGCGGUUGAAUUUUUCAGUGGCCCAUCAUUCAACGAGAUUUCAUCAUACACUACAAGGAACCUAAAGCUAGAUUCUGGAAACACUUUAGUAAUUCCUGAUAUAGUUAGGACUAUGAUCCAUUCAAAUUUGAUCAAACUUUACAAUGCUUAUUGCACUAGUAUCAACUUUGAGCCUCUAAGUGAGUCAACUCUAUAUGAAGUGCUAAAUGCAUGCAGUGCCUCAAAACGGAAGUGCCUGAAAGGACUUGAUAACAUUGCAGUUGAUGGUUCGUCAGCUUUUGACAGUCUGAGCAGCUUAGUAGAUAAGCUUGAUGAACCUCAACAAUGGAAAAAAGAUAUGAAGGAGAAGCUGUUUAAUGCACGACUGUACUUGAAGACUGACUACAAACUUCACAUCAAGCGAGAGGAUGAAUGUGCUUUCCACUGCUUACAGUAUGCACUGAGUGACCCCAAAUCAAGCCUUCUUGGUGUUACAUGUGAUCAUGAACAUAACCAAAACUGCAGCAGAUGUUAUAUAUUUGGUGAGGCUGUGACAGAAAUCCGUGAGGUCAUCAUAAAGACUCCAUCAGAAGAGCAAGAGGUAUUUUUGCAAGAUUUAGAAAUGUCCAUUACCCAAGUAGAAGACUGGAGAUCUCAUAUUGUAAGAACCGUGAAUCAGGAUGAUGGAAGAAUAGACAUUCUGCAUGACCUGAAGAACAACGAAGUCCUAGUGAUUUUAGACUGGGCAAUGAAGUACUUGCCACAGAUGUACCGGGAGAAAAUGAAAGACUUCUUUGGUCAGAAAGGUGUACACUGGCAUGUAUGUGUUGCAGUUUUCAAGGAUCAAAAUGGAAGUUUGGUGCACAAGACAUUUACUCACAUAAUGGAUUAUGAGAAACAGGACUUCUUUGCUAUUCUUUCAUUACUAGAACAUACACUAGUAACCAUUAAACAACAUAUGCCACACAUUACGGAAGCUUACCUGAGAUCAGACAACGCUGGGUGCUACCAUUGUGGGCAGAUAUGGCUCUCCAUACCAUCAUUGUCAGAGAGAACAGGUAUUACUGUUAAGCGUUAUGGCUAUAGUGAAGCACAGAGUGGAAAGAGUUACUGCGAUGCUAAAAUUGCUCAUAUGAGGUCAAAGAUGAGGAUAUUUUCUUCAGAAGGUCACAAUAUAUGUACAGCAACCCAAAUGAAGGAAGCAAUUGAUAGUAGAGACGGAGUAAAGGGAACUUGCAUCGCUGUUGUUGAUGUUGAUGUCACCAAACAAGAAGUCACAAAACAUUCAUGGAAGGAAGUGAGCUUCAUAUCGAACAUAGAGUUCACAUCAACAGGAAUUAAGACAUGGAGGGCCUACGGAAUUGGAGAGGGGUGCUUUAAGGACACAGAGAGUCUUCAGAAACUAGGACAAACCCAGUCGGCUACCUGUCUGAAAAUCAUCAGCGACUUUAACUAUCCUGAGAACCAUGGUAAAAUUCAUCUCAAGACACCAAAUACAGAUGAUGAAUCAGGAUCACAUGAUCGGUCUGAUAGCAUAUCAAAUGACGAAGAGGAGUGUGAGAACGAACCUACUGGAAUGAACUCUAAAUUGUUCUUUUGUCCUGAAUAUGGAUGUGUGAAGUCAUAUCAGACUUUUGGUAAACUUAAUGAGCAUCUGCUCAUUGGGAAUCAUGUGUUCCAAAAAUUGUCAGAAUCUUCAAGUGAUAAAACAAAGAAACUAUGGGCAGAAACGUGCAACAGUGUGCUGACAACUACUCGUCCUAGAGUUGAACAUGAACCAGAGGCUUCAGACUGUGUGGAUUUGCCAGUUCGAGGAUGGGCUUUGAAGAAAGAAAAAAGAUACAGCAGAUUCUCUCAAAAAGUGAAGGAUUUCUUGACUGAUUUAUUUAAGAAAGGAGAGGAAAGUGGUAGAAAGGAGAAUCCCACAGCUGUUGCAUUAGAGAUGCGGAAUCUGGUGGAAGAUGGAAGGAAGAAGUUUUCACCGUGUGAAUGGCUACAGCCAAGUCAAAUUUCAUCCUUUUUUUCACGACUUACUGUAAAUUCAAGUCAAGCAAAUGUGAUUUGUGCCGAAAAGCUUGGACUAGAUGACAGUGACUUGCUGAGUGUUCUAAGUGAACUUCAAAAUGCAGAAGUUUUUCAAAAUAUCACUUGA